Molecule: messenger RNA, 3055 nt
Organism: Leptomonas pyrrhocoris
Lineage: Eukaryota; Euglenozoa; Kinetoplastea; Trypanosomatida; Trypanosomatidae
Product: putative Rrp44p protein
Exons: 1
Coding region: 107-3055 (982 amino acids)
Biological process (GO): rRNA catabolic process
Cellular component (GO): cytoplasmic exosome (RNase complex); nuclear exosome (RNase complex)
Molecular function (GO): endonuclease activity; RNA binding; 3'-5'-RNA exonuclease activity
Source: RefSeq, a predicted model, not a curated record
GCAGAAAGUGCAGCUGUCCGUUUGGAGCGCUGUCUGCUGGCAGCGGCCGCUUUACUAGUGCCCAUAUUGUCUUCUGUAAUUAUUCUUCUUCUACGUGCUUCUCAUCAUGUUCACCAAGAAGCGAGCAGCCAUUCACAACGUGCGCAACAACGUCGGCAGCACGCCCAGUGGCGGCGUCGUCACACGCAAGGACAUCGGCUGCGGUUUGCUCGACUGCCCGCUGUGCGCCAAGACCGCCGUCGCUGGUGUGCGUGCGGCUUGCCUCACACCGACCGCGCCUAUUGUGAUUCCCGACACGAACAUCGUGCUGCACAACAUGAACGCGCUCGAGGACGCGCGGGUGCAGAACAUCGUUUUUCUCACCACGGUGGUAAGUGAGGUGGAAAACCGCAACAAGGGCAUUUACGCUCGUCUGCAGCGCCUCUUGCGCGACGAGUCGAAGCGCUGCUACGUGUUUGCCAACGAUCGGCACGAGCAGACGCAUUGCCUGCGGAAGAAGGAGGAGUCGCCGAACGACUUCAACGAUCGAUGCAUUCGAGUUGCCGGUCAGUGGUACGCGCGUCAUCUGACGGCCGCGUUUCCCGGCACCGCAGAUAGAGCGGAGUCCAGCGUCAGCGUCGUGUCGCACGAUCGCGCCUUCAAGCAAGCGAUGGACUCGUCGGAGGAGGCGCAGAAGGUGAGCAACCUUCGCUGUGUCUCCCUGCGUGACUACAUCAAACAGACCUUCUCCAGCGAGUCGGACCUGCUGGAGAAGAUUCAGUUCGAGGAGCCGGACGGCAUGAAGGAGUCGCCGGCGACGCGGCAGCUCUUUACGCCGUAUUUGAGCGUGCCGGCGAUGAACAGCGGUAUUCAGGACGGCAGCCUCUUCAAGGGAAAGCUGCGCGUGAGUGAGUCGAGCUGCUUCUUUGGCGAGAUCCGUGGCAAGUUUGAGGGGCACGCGUUUCAGCGCAUCUUCAUCCCCGGCAGGGGCAACAUGAAUCGUGCAAUUCACGACGACGUCGUUGCGGUGCAGCUGCUGCCAGUGUCUGCCUGGCGAGGCCCCAAAGGAGCGGAGGCGCUGCCCGACUCCACCGCCGAGGAGGACGCCAUGAAGGCCGGUUUUAGUCCCGCUGGUCAAAUUGUUGGCCUUCUCUCCUCCAGCCGCCGCCCGUUCUGCGGUAGCUUGGAUGAGGGCGAGCUGGAGAAAAUCGGCGACAACACCUCCGGCAGCGUCUCCAUCCUGUUCCAGCCAAAGAAUAACCGCAUUCCCCGUAUCCGCAUCUCGACCCGGCACGUGCAGGACCUGCUGGACAAGCGGCUGAGCGUGGUGAUCGACGACUGGCCGCUUUACAGCAGCUUCCCCGUCGGACACUACGUGGAGGUACUCGGCAAGAUCGGUGACCGCGACACGGAGGCGACGGUGAUUUUGCUCGAGAACGAUGUCCCGCACUACGACUUUAGCGAGGCGGUCUACGACUGCCUGCCGAAAGGGCAGUGGUCCGUCACGAAGGACGAGGAGGCGCGGCGGCUCGACCUGCGCGACCUCUGCGUCGUCAGCGUCGAUCCCCUCGGCUGCCGCGACAUCGAUGAUGCCCUGCACUGCCGCGUUGUGAAUGGCAACCACAUCGAGGUUGGCGUGCACAUCGCCGAUGUCACACACUUUUUGCGCGAGAGCACGGCGAUGGACGAGGAGGCAGCGAAGCGCAGCACGAGUGUGUACUUGGUGGAUCGGCGCAUCAACAUGCUGCCGCAGCUGCUGACGGAGAACCUGUGCUCGCUGGUCGAGGCGGAGGACCGCUACGCUUUUUCCAUCCUCUGGGAGUUCGACGAGAAUCUCAACGUUGUGCGGGACUGGUUCGGCAAGACGAUCAUCCGCUCCCGCGGCGCGCUCUACUACGGCGAUGCGCAGCGCAUGAUCGACGACCCGGCUGAUACGUCGGAGAUCGCCGUCUCGCUGCGGGAGCUGAUGCGGCUCAGUCAGCAUUUCAAGGCCCAGCGCGAGAAGGACGGUGCGCUCUUCCUUGCCUCGCAGGAGUUCAAGUUCAAGGUGGACAACGACCACGUGAAUCCGACGGACAUGCAGGUGUACCAAACCUUUGAGGCAAACUCGAUGAUCGAGGAGUGGAUGCUGUACGCCAACGCGGCCGCGGCGACGAAGGUGUACGAGUCCUACCCGCAGUGGACGCUGCUGCGCCGGCACGAGCGGCCGGCAGAAGGCGCCUUCGACGCCCUCAACGAAGCCCUCGAGGCAAAGCUGCACGUGAAGCUGGACGAUACCUCGUCGCUGACCUUGAACAAGUCGCUAGACAAGUGCGAGGACCCGAAGGACCCGUACUUCAACAAGCUGAUUCGCAUUCUCACGACACGGUGCCUGUGCCAGGCGCAGUACUUCUCCAGCGGCGGCGUCCCCAAAGACGAGUUUUACCACUUUGGUCUCGCCAUGCCCAUCUACACGCAUUUCACGUCCCCCAUUCGCCGCUACGCUGACGUCGUCGUGCACCGCCAACUCGCGGCGGCCAUCGGCAUUGCGAGCGUGAGUGAGCAGCACAUGGACGCGGAGAAGAUGGAGAACAUCGCAGAGAACAUCAACUACCGCCACGAGCAGGCGCAGCGCGCCGGCCGCGACUCACAGAACCUCUUCACCGGCUUCUACCUGCGCAACUUCGAGAAUGGAAAGAUCCCCGACGAGGAGGGCUACGUGGUGCGGCUCUCCGACUCGCACGUGUUUGUGCUGGUGCCCAAGUACGGCCAGGAAAGCCGCAUUCCUCGCGAGCAGCUGAGCAAAGUGCCGGGGCUGCUGGACAAAGUGAUGGUGGGCAUCGACCUUAAAAGGCAAGGCGACGUGAUGCGUACGAAGCUGGUCUUCCGGUUGAUUGGGAUGAUGCGCGAGGGAGAGGAGGGCGGCGUGCUGGUGGCGGACGAUGAGGCCUACGACGUCAUUGAGGAAGACGCACCGGAGGAUAAGCUCAAGGUGGAGGAUGCAAAGAACACGACGGCGACGGCAGCUGGUGCCUCUUCCGCUGCUGAGAUCCUCGACGAGGUGGAGUCGGAGCUGAAGCGGCCGAAGCUCGAAUAG